This is a messenger RNA of Daldinia childiae, 672 nucleotides long. Its product is annotated as Histone H1. The transcript has 6 exons. Gene Ontology annotation, cellular component: nucleosome. Gene Ontology annotation, molecular function: structural constituent of chromatin; DNA binding. Lineage: Eukaryota; Fungi; Ascomycota; Sordariomycetes; Xylariales; Hypoxylaceae. The record is from RefSeq and is a predicted model, not a curated record. Gene Ontology annotation, biological process: nucleosome assembly. Bases 1 to 672 code for a protein of 223 amino acids.
AUGGGUCCCAAGAAAGCAGACGGAGCUCCCAAGCCCAAGAGCACUCAUGCUUCCUAUCAGGACAUGAUUACUGAUGCCAUUGUUCAUCUCAAAGAGAGAAAUGGUUCCAGUCGUCAACAACUCAAGAAAUAUGUCAAGGCAAACAACACCAUCAAUGUCACAGACAAGAUGUUUGACUCUCUAUUCAACAAGGCCUUGAAGGCUGGUGUUGAUAAGGGUAUCUUCGAGCAACCCAAGGGACCUUCUGGUGGUACUAAGCUGUCUAAGAAGUCUAAGCCUGCCGCAGCUAAACCAGCUGCCAAGAAGGAGACUGAGAAGGACGCUCCCAAGAAGGCUGCCCCGAAGAAGGAGACCGCUACUAAGAAGGCUGCCGCACCAAAGAAGGCUGCAGCUCCUAAGAAGGAAGCUACUGAGAAGAAGCCUGCAGCGAAGAAGGCUGCCACCACCGCUGCCCCCAAGAAAGCUCCUGCUGCCAAGAAGGCGGCGCCCAAGAAAGAUGCCCCCGCUGCUGAGGAAAAGCCUGCUGCUUUGACGAAGACCAAGGCUGGCAGAGUUACGAAGACUGCUACGGCAGCUAAGCCAGCUGCUAAGAAGGCCGCGCCCAAAAAGGCCGCCGCACCCAAGAAGGAAAAGGCACCAAAGAAAGAAGCAAAGGCUGAAGCUGCAGCAUAA